AUGGCGGACAAGCCAGGACUGCCGCUCUGCAGAAAGGUUUGCUAUGCUGUUGGGGGCAUUCCCUACCAGAUGACAGGCAACGCCCUUGGGUUUUUCCUCCAAAUCUUCCUCUUGGAUGUUGUGCAGCUGGAGCCAUUCCAUGCCUCUCUGAUCAUUUUCCUUGGAAGAGCCUGGGAUGCGGUUACUGACCCUGUUAUUGGCUUCCUGGUCAGCAAAAGCCCGAGGAGAAAAUGUGGCAAGCUGGUCCCAUGGAUUGCGUGCUCCAUGCCAUUUGGGGUGCUCUGCUACUGCAUGAUGUGGUUCACCCUCUCAGAUGCCACCCCCACCUCCUUGAAAUUCCUGUGGUACCUCUUCAUGUACAGCUUCUUCCAGACUUGCAUGACUUGCCACCACGUGCCGUACUCUUCCCUGACAAUGUUCCUGGGAGGAACCCAGAGAGACCGUGACUCAGCCACUGCCUACAGAAUGGGGAUGGAGGUGCUCAGCACGCUCCUUGGGUCAGGAAUCCAGGGGCAGAUUGUGGGCAGUUACCAUGCCCACAUGACGAACGGCUGUUACGUGUCAAACAAGACCCUGCCCAACACCAGCACCUACAGCCUCACGGACUCUCUGGAGAACACGCGUAGGGCCUAUGUAUUUGCAUCCCUGGUCCUAGGCUCAAUCUAUUGCCUGUCCUGUCUGAUUCUCAUCUUUGGAGUCAGGGAGCAGCCUGGGCUCCUCAGCCCCCUGGGGAAGGUUGAGCUGCCCUUUGCCAGCUGCCUGAGGAUGAUCGUGGGACACAAGCCCUACACCCUUCCAGGUCACAGCUUCCCUCUCUAUUCCCUUUUGGCAGUGGUUUUUGGGGAGAUUUGGAAAGAAAACAGCAGCAUCACUGGGCCUGGCGGUGACCAAGAGUAA
Molecule: messenger RNA, 897 nt
Organism: Pygoscelis adeliae (Adelie penguin)
Lineage: Eukaryota; Metazoa; Chordata; Aves; Sphenisciformes; Spheniscidae
Product: sodium-dependent lysophosphatidylcholine symporter 1-like
Exons: 10
Coding region: 1-897 (298 amino acids)
Biological process (GO): carbohydrate transport
Cellular component (GO): membrane
Molecular function (GO): symporter activity
Source: RefSeq, a predicted model, not a curated record